CAAAACUGUCACGUGGGCCGGGCGUUUCAAAGUCAAGGCCGUCAUCAGACAAACCUUUCCGACAACCGUCGUCCGGGCAACCGAAAGAAAACGCAACGCCCGCGGCCGGUCAUGGCAACGACGAAUCACCCCCGUCCCAGUUCCACUCCUACCAGAAACAGAGGCGGUUCUCGUCCCCCAACAAGACUGCCUCCAAAAAAUCCUCGACCGUCUCCAGAUACUCGGCCGGCGCCAAACACAGCAGCACCAUCUCGGUUCCCUCCAUCGGCGUCCAGCCGGACUUGACGACUCAGCAGUCGGCGGGCACGCCGGGCAGGCAGAAUGUGACUUCGCUGUACAUUCAGUCAUCCCCAGGUCAGGACGCGAGGUCAGGGCAGUUCGACCCGUCUUCCCAGAGGUGAGUGGAGCCCUCCGAGUAGUUUAACAUGUUUUAUUGUGUCAGUUUUGAAUUUGGAAAAAGAUAGGGCAACAGCAAAGUAGGUCAAUAACUACAUUGUAGUAUAACCGCAGCUCUCUUGUAGGCUUGGAUAUAAAGGAACAAGAAAAUAUACUUGUUAAUUUUUUCUGUUUGUUAAAUUUUAUCUAUAAAAUAACACAGUUUGUUUGGGAAGGGGGGGGGGGGUUGUCUUAUGUAAUAAACCAUCAGCGAACUAACGAAAUCGGCUAAUAAAUAUUAAUACAGAACAUGGUUCUAUUUUGAUUGUCACCAAAACUGCCCAUAUGUGUGUGUCAACGAGGGAUCAUGACACAGAUCUCAUAUUUGUGUGUCUUUGAAGGGCAUGACAUCGAUCCAAUAUGUGCGUCCUUGAAGGGCAUGACACAGAUCCCAUAUUUUUGUGUCUUUGAAGGGCAUGACGUAGAUCUAAUAUGUGUCCUUUUAAAGGCGUGACACAUGUCCCAUAUGUGUGUGUUCUAAAUGGCAUGACACAGAGCCCAUAUGUGUGUCCUUAAAGGGCAUGACACAGAUCAAAUAUGUGUGUGACCUUGAAGGGCAUGACACAGAUCAAGUAUGUGUGUGACCUUGAAGGGCAUGACACAGAUCACAUAUGUGUGUGUCCACAAGGGAGCCUGACACAGAUUCCGUAUGAUUGCGUCCUUGAAGGGCGUGACACAGAGCUUUAGUAUUUAAUUGUUCGCUUAUGGUGUGUGAUAAAGAGGUGUGUACAAAAGCGCUAACAGUGGCGUAGCUAGGGUUAGCGUCUCCCUGAGUGAGACGAACUCCCCCCCCUCCCCAUGAUAACAAAGUUUGAUUUCUUUCUUGUAUUGAACACACCAGGACGUUGGUGACACAGAGCCCAGGGAAUGAUAGCCAAACGGGCAGUCAAAAACCAGGGAAUAACGUUGUGACCAUUUCUGUUGGUGGCGCAUCAGCCCGGAACGGCCAGAUUUUAUCCGUAAGUGAUUUCAAUUUCCAUAAGGCUUGUAUUAAACACUCCACCUUGCAUAACUAAAUAACAUACAAUACAUGUGAUUAAAUGACAUAUGCUCUACCUGCUUGUAACUAACAUACGCUCUGAGUAGGUUUGACAUACACUCUGCUUGUUGUUGAAUUGGUCACAGAGUUUUCAAUGUUCGAUUGUUUCUAUAAUCAGCAAACAUCUGUUUAACUACAGCAACUCCCUGUUUAACUACAGCAAUCUUGGACAAUCUCCGUUAUAUAUCAUUUUUUACGUUUCUCUUCUCGCCCUGUCUUAUAUAUCUUGUUUACACGUCCUUCUCACCCUGUCUUAUGUAUCAUUCUUUACAUGUCUCUUCUCGCACUGUCUUAUAUAUCAUCGUUCACAUGUCUGUUCUCACCCUGUCUUAUAUAUCAUUGUUUACAUGUCUGUUCCCACCCUGUCUUAUAUAUCAUUGUUUACAUGUCUCUUCCAACCCUGUCUUAUAUAUCAUUGUUUACAUGUCUCUUCCAACCCUGUCUUAUAUAUCAUUGUUUACAUGUCUUUUCUCACCCUGUCUUAUAUAUAAAUGUUUACAUGUCUCUUCCCACCCUGUCUUAAAUAUCAUUGUUUACAUGUCUUUUCCCACCCUGUCUUAUAUAUCAUUGUUUACAUGUCUCUUCCAACCCUGUCUUAUAUAUCAUUGUUUACAUGUCUCUUCCAACCCUGUCUUAUAUAUCAUUGUUUACAUGUCUUUUCUCACCCUGUCUUAUAUAUAAAUGUUUACAUGUCUCUUCCCACCCUGUCUUAAAUAUCAUUGUUUACAUGUCUUUUCCCACCCUGUCUUAUAUAUCAUUGUUUACAUGUCUCUUCUCGCACUGUCUUAUAUAUCAUUGUUUACAUGUCUCUUCUCGCACUGUCUUAUUUAUCAUUGUUUACAUGUCUUUUCCCACCCUGUCUUAUAUAUCAUUGUUUACAUGUCUCUUCCCACCCUGUCUUAAAUAUCAUUGUUGACAUGUCUUUUCCCACCCUGUCUUAAAUAUCAUUGUUUACAUGUCUCUUCCCACCCUGUCUUAAAUAUCAUUGUUUACAUGUCUUUUCCCACCCUUUCUUAUAUAUCAUUGUUUACAUGUCUCUUCUCGCACUGUCUUAAAUAUCAUUGUUUACAUGUCUCUUCCCACCCUGUCUUAAAUAUCAUUGUUUACAUGUCUUUUCCCACCCUGUCUUAUAUAUCAUUGUUUACAUGUCUCUUCUCGCACUGUCUUAUAUAUCAUUGUUUACAUGUCUCUUCUCGCACUGUCUUAUAUAUCAUUGUUUACAUGUCUCUUCUCGCACUGUCUUAUAUAUCAUUGUUUACAUGUCUUUUCCCACCCUGUCUUAAAUAUCAUUGUUUACAUGUCUCUUCCCACCCUGUCUUAAAUAUCAUUGUUUACAUGUCUUUUCCCACCCUGUCUUAUAUAUCAUUGUUUACAUGUCUCUUCCCACCCUGUCUUAUAUAUCAUUGUUUACAUGUCUCUUCUCGCACUGUCUUAUAUAUCAUUGUUUACAUGUCUUUUCCCAUCCUGUCUCAUAUAUCAUUGUUUACAUGUCUCUUCCCGCCCUGUCUUAUAUAUCAAUGUUUACAUGUCUCUUCAGACCCUUUCUCAUAUAUCAUUGUUUACACGUCUGUUCCCACCCUGUCUUAUAUAUGAUUGUUUACACGUCUGUUCCCACCCUGUCUUGUAUAUCAUUGUUUACACGUCUGUUCCCACCCUGUCUUAUAUAUCAUUGUCUCUUCCCACCCUGUCUUAUAUAUCAUUGUUUACAUGUCUCUUCCCGCCCUGUCUCACCCAGCCUCUCAGUUGAAAUGUUUAAACUAUUUAAGAACACGGCAUGGGGUGGGGGUGGGGCGGCAGUGUGCUCAUCACUGGACGGGUAAUGGACUGUUUCUUCCUCUUCUGUUGUAUGACAAUAAUAAUUUCUGACUGGAGUAGAAUAACUUAAACAACGGUUUUAAUUUGAGUGAAUGGCAUGACCUCAUUACAACCUGGUGGAGUACAAUAUGGCCUCAUUACAACCUGGUUGAUUACAACAUGUCCUCAUUACAACCUGGUUGAUUACAAUAUGUCCUCAUUACAACCUGGUUGAUUACAAUAUGUCCUCAUUACAACCUGGUUGAUUACAACAUGUCCUCAUUACAACCUGGUUGAUUACAAUAUGUCCUCAUUACAACCUGGUUGAUUACAAUACGGCCUCAUUACAACCUGGUUGAUUACAAUAUGGCCUCAUUACACAUUGAAUACAUGGCAACACGCGGAAUAUAUGGCCACACAUGGAAUGCAUGCCACGCAUUGCCACUCAUUGCCACUCACAGCCACACACUUCCACUCAUUGCCACAGAUUGCCGCUCAUUGCCACUCACAGCCACACACUUCCACUCAUUGCCACACACUUCCACUCAUUGCCACACAUUGCCGCUCACUUCCACUCAUUGCCACACACUGUCACUCACUUCCACUCAUUGCCACACAUGAAUGCCUGGCGUUGAAAGGCUACAAUGUCCUGACAUUAUUUCUAUGAUAUGGCAAAGAUGGCUUACGUCGCUGGCACCAUCUGUGUCGUACAUCUCAAGUUUAUUUUGUGUUAUUGAGCGUGAAUUAUUGAACGCUUUCCAUGCUUACGGGACAGCUUUUGGCGGACUAUGUGUGUUAGAUAGAGAGGUAGAACGAUAGAAAGAGGUGGAGACGGUGAGAAAGGGUGUCCCAUGCCAAGGGUGCCACGUGCCAAGGGUGCCGGUUUUUGUAUGCAUCCCAACCACCCCCCCCCUAGCGCCACACUGGGUGUCGUGUAAUAUUUAAAAAAAACUCAAAUAUAAAAAAUAUUUUUGUUUUUAAAACCACACGUAAACAAUACAUUUCCCGUCUGCCUCGUCUUCAGCCGUCCUAGCGACCACGCCCCUGGGUCAAUAACAACAAUGAUCAACCCUUGUCUCAUCACGAGAGACGAGCGCUCGAUAAGUUCCCGCUGAGUGUCACCAGCCAGCCAUUGUGGAUGUGUGGUCAUGCGGAUGAGAGCGGUUUACGUUAGCGAGUAAAUCUAGAUCUGUGCAAUGACUUGUGACUAUUCUAUUGGAACCUGUGCUCUAUAGUAUAGGAUCGAAUUCUCUGUGACUUACCAUUAGAUUUUUUAAAAGUAUUUCAUAAACUAAAUUAUUACCCAACAUGUAUACCUACCUGUUAGUGUUACGUACUAACUUGUAUUAAACAGAAGGUAAUUCAUUCAACAAGUGUCCAGAAAAGCUGCACUGUCUGUUUACAGUAGAGAUAGAGGUGUAGAUUUCAUGAGGAUAUGAAAGACUGAUUGUUGGGCAACUCAGUACGUGGAUACUCUUGACAUAACAACUUAAGCCUGUCCGUGAAAACAUUUUAAUAGAAGAGAAAAUAUUUGUUUUUUUAGUUGUUGUUUUUUAAACACGAUAGAUGGCAACAAAUUGACCUUGUGGUUGCAGGGGCAUUAGUGACAGCCCACAACCUUGUGGUGGCAGGGGCAUUAGUGACAGCCCACAUCCUUGUGGUGGCAGGGGCAUUGGUGACAGCCCACAACCUUGUGGUGGCAGGGGCAUUAGUGACAGCCCACAACCUUGUGGUGGCAGGGGCAUUAGUGACAGCCCAUAACUGCAUACAUUUCAUAUGAUUGAAACAUGAUGUAAUUAAUUCAAGUUUUUUUUUUGCCCCGUUUUCACGAGUGACCGCCAAGAAAUGGUGGAGUCCGCCUCUGACACAAGUGGACUAGGGUGUUCGACUACCUCUCGUAUCAACAGAUCGGGUUUACUCCCCUACAACAUGUCGUGCUGGUGCUGCUUAACUCAUGACAGCAAUUCUUCAUUUUACCUAUGAGAAUUCAUGAUUCUACAUGAUUAUAUGUGAUUAUACAUGAUUAUACAUGAUUAUACAUGAUUUCACAUGAUUAUACACAUGUACCGUAUGCGAAAAAGAUUUGUAACGUGCCAAAAAUAAGAUGAUAUCAAGAUGUCAAUGCCGUAAUAAGAGUUGAUUAUGCAACUACCUGCCCGCUCCAGUUGUUCGAUAGACUCUACAUUAGACUAGUUUAUGUGCCAUAAUGGUGGUGCAGGGGUGACUUGUUAGUUUGUUACGCUAACAGAACGAACUUACAUCGCAAAAAUUUCAUGUGUCACCUCCGACAAUCCAGCUGUCACAUCAGACAAUCCGGCUGUCAUAUCAGACAAUCUGGCAGCAUCUGGCUGUCACAUCAGACAAUCCGGCUGUCAUAUCAGACAAUCUGGCAGCAUCUGGCUGUCAUAUCAGACAAUCUGGCAGCAUCUGGCUGUCACAUCAGACAAUCCGGCUGUCACCCACAUUAGGAAAAAAUCACCCUAUUCACAAUGAACCCAAAUAUCGCAUAGACAAAGACAGCUGUCACAUAAGAAAUGCAGCUGUCACAUCAGAAAAUCAACCUGUCAUAUCAGCUAUCUCAACCGUAACGUACAGAAGUCGCGUCCAUGUAAGAACUUUGACGGACUCAGUCGUAAAAAUGUCACAUAUGUCACGUUCCAACGUGACGCUGCUGUGACCAAACUGAUAUGGCGAUGGCUAUGACAUCACAGACGAAAAUCUAAAUGGAUGGCUGUCUAGGACACAGGGGCUUUAGGCUGCCCCGGCCUGAGGUCUACACACCUGUGGAGUUGGCUGUCAUAGAUGACCAGAUCAAGGUAGAGAUCGGAGAAUAAGGGUGGGGGAGGGGGAGUGUUGAUGAGACCCUGAAGUUCACAGAAGUCCAGCAUAAUUUGUUGGUCCUUGUAUGUUACUUGGUUUGCACUUGUAUACAUAAACGGCACCUUCUGUUGCAGAGACUUGUUUUUAGUGUUAGAACUGGACGGCAUGUUCACGUCGAACCCAGGGGCGCCAAGCUCUUCAACACCCACCAGACCCGCUCAUUAUAAUCUGCUGAACUUGUUACUUCGCCCUCACUGGCUGGACCAUGAAACCGAAUGACGGCCGGGGGGGGGGGGGGGGGGGGGGGGGGGGGGGGGGGCUUGGGGCAGGGGCUAAGACUGUGAGAAUUCCAGGCGAACUCUCUGCCAGAUAUCAGAACAUAUGUGACCUUAUUAUGGGGGGUUAGGGUAGUUGGUGUACACCGCCUUAACCAUUAAAAUACCUCUUACCCACCAACAUGGAAACAAAUAACUGCCCCCCCCCCAAAAAAAAAUAAAAAAUAAAUAAAUAAAAAUAAUAAUAAUAUAAAAAAGAAACAAAUAACUGCCCCCCCCCCCAAAAAAAAAAUAAAAAAUAAAUAAAUAAAAAUAAUAAUAAUAUGGAAAUGCAGUUAUCUUCUAAGCCUAACCCCAAUCCUAACCCUUGACGCAAUCCUAAAUCUAAUCCUAGCCCAACCCUAAAGGAUAAGAACAAGGGUAGACCGGGUGCUUUAUGAAUACACAGAACUGACUGGUUGGCAUCUUGCAGUCGACACAAUUUAUUGAUUUACGAUUGUAAAUAAUUCAGUAAAACUAGAAGAUCUCAUGUUUCUGUGCUAGAUAUUGUACAUUUUAAAUGCAUUCUUGCAUUGCCAGCCGGUCGGCUUGUAGUAUCUAUAGAGUUAAUGGGGGAAAUUUCUGAUUCCUUGAAUGAUUUCCAAUUAUUCUAAUUUAUCUAAUUUAUCUUAGCUCUAUUCGCCUUUCAUCUGUUUUUAAUUAUUAUUUUUUUUAUCUUAGAUCAAAUUUAUCUUAGAUCUAAUUUAUUUUAGAUUUAAUUUAUUUUAGAUCUAUUUAUCUUACUCAGAUCUAUUUUAUCUUAUAUCUCAUUUAAUCAGAUCUAUUUGCUCUUAGAUCUAUUUUAACCCUGAUUUCUUCAACCAAUAUCAGAUCGAGGCUCUAAAGAAGAAUGCCACGGAGAAGUAUGGG
Messenger RNA from Lymnaea stagnalis (great pond snail), 7272 nucleotides. Lineage: Eukaryota; Metazoa; Mollusca; Gastropoda; Lymnaeidae. The record is from the annotation of a GenBank genome assembly.